CUGUUGCUCGAGCUUUGUGAAUAAAGCCGCCUCUAAAGCCGCCUCCCGCCUUCGAACCCCUUUCUAGCUUUGUGCUUGAGCAGUCGAACAUCACUCACAUCGUACAUACAUACAUCCAAAACAUCACAAUGGCUGAGACUAAGAACACCUCCAAGGCCUUCAAGCUCAACACGGGCGCCGCCAUCCCCGCCAUCGGCCUGGGGACAUGGCAGUCCCAGCCCGGCGAGGUCGGCAAGGCCGUUGAGGCGGCGCUGCGGGCCGGGUACCGGCACAUCGACACGGCCUUCGCCUACGGCAACGAGAAGGAGGUCGGCGAGGGCAUCCGCGCGUCGGGCGUGCCGCGCGAGGACAUCUGGCUGACCACCAAGCUCGACAACCCGUGGCACAAGCGGGCGCCCGAGGCGCUCCGGCGCUCGCUCGAGAACCUGGGCACCGACUACCUCGACCUGUACCUGAUGCACUGGCCGUCGAGCACCACGCCCGAGGACCUCAAGAAGCACUACCCCGACUGGGACUUUGUCGACACCUGGCGCGAGAUGCAGAAGCUGAUGGACACGGGCAAGAUCCGCAACCUGGGCGUCAGCAACUUUGGCAUCAAGAACCUGGAGCGCUUGUUGAACGAGCCGAGCUGCAAGAUCGUCCCGGCCGUCAACCAGAUCGAGCUUCACCCCGGCAACCCGUCCCCUAAGCUCAUUGCCUACUGCGCCGAGAAGGGCAUCCACUGCUCCGGGUACUCACCCCUGGGUAGCAGCGACUCGCCGCUGUACAAGAACGAGACGAUCGCCUCCAUUGCCAAGGCCAAGGACCGCAGCGUGCAGCAGGUUAUGCUGAUGUGGGGUUUGAAGAAGGGCUGGAGCGUGCUGCCCAAGAGCGUCAACCCGGACCGCGUCAAGGCCAACUUCAACAUGGACGGGUGGGACCUGACAGACGAGGAGGUGGCCAAGAUCGACAGCAUUCCGGAACGAUUCAAGGUGUGCGGUGACGCGUGGCUGCCGGUCAAGGUGUUCUUCGGCGAUGACGAGUAAUGGGGACUGGAGGGAGUCCUGGAGAAGUUAGACAGCCCAAAAAUAGAAGCCGCCAAAAAGAAUCCAACCCAUACUUACCACUGGCGCUGUGACAUCACCAACAAGACACC
This is a messenger RNA of Chaetomium fimeti, 1135 nucleotides long. Its product is annotated as Aldo/keto reductase-like protein. Gene Ontology annotation, cellular component: cytosol. The coding region runs from base 129 to 1025 and encodes 298 amino acids. Lineage: Eukaryota; Fungi; Ascomycota; Sordariomycetes; Sordariales; Chaetomiaceae. The transcript is spliced from 3 exons. The record is from RefSeq and is a predicted model, not a curated record. Gene Ontology annotation, molecular function: aldose reductase (NADPH) activity.